Molecule: messenger RNA, 2144 nt
Organism: Rhagoletis pomonella (apple maggot)
Lineage: Eukaryota; Metazoa; Arthropoda; Insecta; Diptera; Tephritidae
Molecular function (GO): ubiquitin binding
Source: RefSeq, a predicted model, not a curated record
UUAUUAUUUUUGUUUCUUUGCAGUUACUACAUCAACUAUUUUACAAAAGCAAUGCAGCUGGAGGAUCCACGUUCGCGUUAUAAGCAAUUGCAGAAUGAACGCUGCUCCAACGAAUCCAUAGCUAUGCAGCCAGUACAGCAUGGCUCACCCUAUCAUGUGUAUCCAAGCAACAAUUUGCCUGCAGUGCGUGCUUUUCAGGCGGGCCCUGGCACAAACACAAGUUUGCAUAAUAUGUCCUCCAGUCCUUUGCUGUCUUCUCGUGGGAAUUUGGAAAUGUCGCCGUUGCCAUUGCCACGCUCCUCUUUGACGCAAACUCCACGAUUGGGCAAUAUGUCACGCCGUUCAACCAUACAGGAGACUUCCUUUACAAAUCCUAUCGACACAGAUGCGGUGGUAAAUAAAAUACAGAAUAUAUUUCCAACCGCCAGCGAGGAUCAUAUACGUCUGCUACUUAAAAAGUAUUACAAUCGUGAAGCUGUCGUCAUAAGCGCUUUGCAAGUGGAAAAGCAUCCGGUUACCAUGCCUGGCCCAUAUGUAACACCGCCUGCCCAACGCCAUCUCUAUCACAGCAAUUCCGCUUUUCAUAUGACACCACCGGCACGUCGCCUGGAUAAGGGCAUAGCGGCACGCAACGUUGGGCCCUUUGCUGGUCUCAAUGGUAGCGCUGGUGUUAGCUGUACUUCGCGCACAGCCAGUCCCAUACCGGGUGGCGGUCGUUUUGGUAGUGUCACAAGCGUGCAUGGUGGCGUUGGGGGCGGUUAUGGGGGAGGUGGUGGUGGUGGUGGUUAUAUGGCUGCAGCUGCUGCCGCAGCUAUGCCGUUCCAUCAGGGUUCGCCACGUUUCGAACAAUGGCGCAGUUCUCCGAAGCCGCACACGUCGCCAAAGAUGAAAUUAAGAUACUUGAAAACUAUUUUCCCCAAGGCAGAUGAAAUGGUUCUCUUGGAUAUACUCGCCAGCUCCGAUAAUAAUGUACAAACAGCAUCAGAGAAACUCAUUUCCAUGGGCUAUACAAAACGUGAUUUUAUACCACCAAAAACCACACAUCGCUUCGAUGCAGAGCAUGCACAUGCUGGGGCGGUCAAAAAGCCUGGCGAUGAGACGAUUAUACCACUGCGCCCGAAAGAGUACACGAUCGAGGAGAAGGCAGCAAUACAAGCCCAACUGAAAGAGAAAUACCCACAGACAGCUGAUCGCAUUAUACUUAUGGCUUUGGAGUCGGUUAACUACGCUGAGGAUCGUGCUAUACAAAUUCUUCAUAUUGUGCAGGAGGAGGAUGAGCUGGACGCCAGGAAACAUGCCGCUGCUGCUAUUGCGCUGACGUCAGCUGGCGGUGAAGCCGAAGUGCUUUUGGGUGCCAGUGGUAUGCAAGGCACGUUGGCCGAUAACAAUGCAGCUGAGGAUAACAUCAUCACCGUUGUCCUCACAACAUCGCCAAAUACCUACAGCGACAACGUUAAAAGUCGCCAUAAUGCUUCUGCAAAAGAUAUUCCACAUACAACCAUAUCAUAUUCAUCACCAUUAACAUCAUCAACAGCCACAACAUCAUCAUCGUCAUCGGCAUCAUCAUCAGUACCACCGCUUUCAUUAACUUCCAGCACCCUAAAAUCCUCCACGAAAAUCAAUGCAAUUCGCAACAUUGGCAAAAAGGUAGCUUUUCCUUCCAUUAAUCUAACCACGCCCACUACGGCUACUACUCAGAUAAUACUCUCAAAUUCGCCCACUUGCAAUAUUGAACACAACGAAGAGCAACUACCAGCAGCAACAUUCGCCACAAGCGAUGCUGUUGAUCCAUUGAAAAACUCAUAUACAAAUAUAAGUUCAUCAGCCACACAAUCGACUCCCUCCAUUUCACCGUCCGAAGCACUCAAAGAGCUUAGCAUAUCACAUGAACCAACAGCAGCAUCAACAUCGUUAUCUGUGCUAUCAUCGCUGAGCACAGAGCCAGCAAAAUAUCAAACAAUUACAACAAAGAGCAUCCUGGCACGUUGCAAUGCGUAUGCCACUAGAAUCAAUGGAUAUCUGCAUGGUACACCAUGUAGCACCAAAACCUCGACUAUAACUUCCGCUUCUACGCGUACUACCACGGCUUCUAUUUUGGAUAACUUGAAAGCGACACGCUUAAGCGAAAAAACCGACUCAUUAAA